UGACGUAAUUUGCGCGCGACAAAAUAUCUCCUUCUCCGCGUGGUCUGCCGUCUCAUGAUACACACACAGCAGCCAUGACUGCUGUGGAUUUUUGUGGACAGUGGCUUAUUUUCACCUGUGAUACGAAACUCCUCGCCAUUCACACCAAACAGAGCAGAGAAUCGUUUGUGUUUGACUGCAGCACUGCUGAGAAGAAGCCAAAGAAUACAAAGGACGAUAACAACAGUGAUGGCAGUGCCUCAGAGGAAAGAGGAAGUGACAAAGUCCUCGCCUUUACUGUGUCUCCAUCUGGAAAGCUUGUGGCACUGACUGAUGACACAAAGAGGCUGGUCCUGUUUCGCUCUGAGCCUUCAUGGCAGUGUAUCAGCAUCAGGUGGGUGGUGAGGAGGUGCACCUCCCUGAUGUUCAGCAGGGCUGAGGAUGAGCUGCUGGUGACGGACAAAUCAGGAGAUGUGUACUCCUUCUCAGUGGUGGAGCCACAGAGGGAGGGUGAGCUGAAGAUGGGUCACCUGUCCAUGUUGCUAGCUCUAAGUAUGUCACCAGACGACAAGUACAUCAUCACAGCCGACCGUGAUGAGAAGAUCAGAGUGAGCCACCUCAGGUCUCCGUACAACAUCCAGUCCUUCUGUCUAGGACAUCAACAGUUUGUCAGUGCUCUGCUGGUGCCACCAAGUCAUCCACACUGGCUGCUGUCUGGAUCAGGGGAUGGGACCAUAAAGCUGUGGGAGUAUGAGUCAGGCCGUAAGCUGCAGAGCUGGGACCUCAAAGAGCUUGAAGAGACACCGAACUCUGAGGCUGACAAACGGAAGAAGCCAACUGUGUGCAGAAUCACCAGCUCUCCUGAUGGUUGCCAUGUAGCAGUUCAGUGUGAAAGAGUGUCCACGGUUCAGUUUUUCAGUCUGGACCAGGAGGGUGAAGAGAAGCUUGUGCCACACAGCAGGCUCUCCCUGCCCCACUAUCCACAAGACAUGACCUUUGACCCGGAAGGCCGGCUCUGGGUGGUGAUGGACUCCAGUGAUGCACCACUCCAAAUUUACACACACAGAAGAGACUCCUGGGAGUGUGAUACUGAGAGCCCGGAAAUGAACAGAGUGACUGCAGCCUUCAAGCCACAUUGGGAGACGCUUGAGGCCUCCACAAGGACCCACAACCGCUUAGAGCAUCUGUACAAGGUGAGCUUUGACAACGUGACGGCAUACCUGCAGAAGAAACAGCAGAGACUGGAGGAGCAGCAGCUGAAGAGGAUGAAGGCACAGAAAGCAAACGACAACAAGAAGGCCAAGAAGGAGACGUCAGACGCUGUAACUCACUCAUCUACCUGAACAGACACUUUGAAAAGAGAGCUAUUGUUUCCUUUUUGUUUGAUACUUUGAAUGAUGGAUCUGAGUUGAAUGUGAGUUUUUAUGAAGCAUGUGGAGAGUUUGUGCUUUAACACAUGAAGAUGGAUUUUUAUGUUUGGCUCAUAUUUCUGGCUGAUUUUUUAAAAUAAACGUUGCGGAUAACAUUAAA
Messenger RNA from Epinephelus lanceolatus (giant grouper), 1509 nucleotides. It is a transcript of the gene wdr4, whose product is annotated as WD repeat domain 4. Gene Ontology annotation, cellular component: tRNA methyltransferase complex; nucleus; cytosol. The record is from RefSeq and is a predicted model, not a curated record. NCBI's taxonomy places the organism in Eukaryota, Metazoa, Chordata, Actinopteri, Perciformes, Serranidae. Gene Ontology annotation, molecular function: protein binding. Gene Ontology annotation, biological process: RNA (guanine-N7)-methylation; tRNA modification.